GCGGUCCUGAGUCAUCUCUGCACGUGUGGCCCCUGUCUUCUUUGCAGCCAGCGGCCGCGUUCCUGGAAGCCGCUCUGGGGAGCGGUGCACCUCGGGACGGCCGGUGGGGGAGAGGCCAAGGCUGACCCGGGAAGAGGCUGCCCCUUGGGCAGUGACGCUGGCGGGGAGCGAGCUGCAGGCCGGCUGGGGCACCCUCCGCUGCGCACGUGCGCGCGCCUGCCCACCUCCCGGGAUGCGCGCCCUCCGAGCCGCCCUGGCGCUGUCGCUCCUGGGGACCCUGCGAGCCUUCCCGCAGGAUCGAGCCCUGGCUCCCACCUGCACCGGAGACCCCAGCCGAUACUACGACAGGGCUACGGGGCAAUGCUGCUACCGCUGCCUCCCAGGGUCGUUGCCAGCACAGCCCUGUCCUCAGGGGCCUUCCGACUGCAGGAAGAAGCAGUGUGAUCCCGAGCACUACGUAGACGAGAGCGGCUACUGCCUGGCCUGUGUGAGCUGCUUCGGAGACCUCGUGGAGAAGGUGCCGUGCUCCUGGAACUCCUCCCGCGUGUGCGAGUGCCGGCCCGGCAUGUUCUGCAAGACCUCGGCCGCCUACUCCUGUGCCCGAUGCCAGCCGCACUCCCCCUGCUCCGAGGGCAAGGUCAUCACGGCCCUGGGCACAGCUGAGAGGGACACAGUGUGUGACUGGCCUUCCCCAGGGACCAGCCUUGACUGCGCCAGCCCAGAGGCCUGCAGGACCCCCACCAGGGGUGCCACCCGCCAGGCCAAGCCAACUGAAGUGUCCCCAGCCACUGCCGAUGCCAGGACCCCGCCCCGGGGAGGGGACACUCCGCCCAGGCUGGAAGAUGCUCCCCAGCUGCGACCCACAGCAGUUCCCGGGUCUCCCUUCUCUGUGGCAGAGUUGGGCCUGCAUCCAGGUGUUGUCGGUGGGGACACCACCUUGGAGCCACCUGCCCUGGAAACCCACCCUGGUUACAGCCCACCAGCCAACAGCAAGGCUCCUGCCAGCACACGCCCCACCCAGAGCCCCCUGAUGGGCUCCCCCACCAGCCUCGGGCCCCCUGUCUCCACCAGCACCCGGGGCUCCCUGCCCUCCACAGGGAGGCCCAUUCUGGAUCCAGGACCCGUGCUCUUCUGGGUGAUCAUGGUGCUGGCGGUGGUGCUAGGCUCCGGCUCCUUCGUCCUGUGCUACCGGAGGGCCUGCAGGGCGCGAAUUCGCCAGAAGCUGCACCUGUGCUACCCGACCCAGACCAUCCGGCCCGGGCUGGAGCCUGCCGAUUCCAGAGCUAGAAGGAACCUGAUGUGGCCCAGGAGUGAUGUGCCGGGGACAGAGCCAGGGACAGAAGCACUGAGUGUGGCGGGCCCCCAGGUUGUGGAGACCUGUGCCAACGUGGGGGCGGCCAGCCCUGAGAACCUGCUGCUGCUGGAUGCCAGCCCUGCCGGGGACGAGGUGUCCCCCAGGGAUCCCCCCGAGCCCCGGGUGUCCACGGAGCACACCAAUAACCGCAUCGAGAAAAUCUACAUCAUGAAAGCCGACACAGUGAUCGUGGGGAGCGUCAAGACGGAGCUGCCUGAGGGCCGGGGCCCUGCGGUGCCUGAGCUGGAGACAGACCUGGAGGUGGACCAAGCGUCCCACUACCCCGAGCAGGAGACAGAGCCGCCCCUGGAUAGCUGCGGAGACGUCAUGUUCUCGGUGGAGGAAGAGGGGAAGGAGGACCCCUGGCUUUCUGCGAAGUGAGGAGGCUCGGAGGAGGACUGGGGCGGGAGAUGUGGUGGGGCCCUAGGGGGCCAGGGUGGCCCUGGUGAGGACGAGCUGGCGGAGAGAGGCCCCCAUGGCUUGGACUGAGGUCCUGGCAUCCCACAGGGGACUGGGGAUGGGCACCCUGCCUCUGCGGCUGCCCAGAGCACUGGCCCCAGACCUGGCCUCCCACGCUCACUGCCGGGGCCAACGCCCACUGAAAGAGGGGGUGCAAGGCUGGUCCCAAGCACCCUUGUGCCCUCUCUCUCGCUGGGCCUUGGCAGUGAUGCCCAGUGGGCCUUGCUGGCACGCGGCCAGCCCCCAGUUACAGUAAACCUGGUUCCCAGUGGGCCGCGAGCCAGCACUUGUGGUUUGCUCCUGAGUCAGAAGGGAAGUUGAGGGACGGGGUGGCGGCAGCAGCAGCAGCAGCACUGGUACCAUCUGGGCCAUCCUUGUCACGGGGCUCUCGGUGCUGGGCAAGAACCCGGCCUGGCCCCCUGACAGCGUGGGCUCAGUGGGACCUAGCUGCCCCUGUUCCCCAUCCCAGGAGGGCCCAGGACCAGGCACUGGUCUCAGGACAUCUCAGCAGUCCCCAUCACAGCAGUAUUUCGAGACCAGGUGCCUGUGGGCCUUAAGUGGCUACGGGCCAGGCCGCAGCUAGAGACUCAGCCUCUGCCGCAGACCCCGUCCACCCAGCUGCUGCAGAGAAUGGCCGGCCCCCUUUGCCCAGCGACCUCCUUCCAGCGAGGAGCUGGGACUGCAGCCCUUCCUGGAGCCCUCGACUGCUCAGUCCUGGGAAUGCGGGAACAUCUGUCUUAGAUGUUCCAUGCUUGUGAAGCCAUUUGCUCCAGCCCUGCCCUCUGACCCGCACCACCGCAUCCCUCCCGGGUGGCCGCAGGAAAGACCCUGGUCUCACACGGACCCGGCCUCGUUGCACCAGAAGAAAAGAGCAUUCAGUGGUUUCAGCUGGAUUUGGGGUACCCUGGGGUACACCCAGAGGAGCACAGCCCCUGGGCCUCACAGCCUACAGCCUGCACCCUGGGCCUCUUUAACAAACAAGGGGUGAUGACACAGCGGAGGGUCAGCUGCAGUGGGGACUCCUGGACUUACCCGUGCCCGGAGGCUGUGUUUACUCACCAGCGAUUGCUCCCUGGAGGAAGUUGGGGCUGCCUGGGAGUCAGAAAUGCAGUUUCUGAAACCACUCCGAUGUUUUGGGGAAAGUUGGAACAACUCGGCCACAGAGAGAGGCGACCGCACACUGGACCUGGAUCCUGGCCAGGAGGGCUUGGAGUGUUUGCCACCAUCUCGUGCCAGGAUGGAGCGGGUGUGCCUGCCCCAGGGCUGUACCCAGAAGGAAUGCGUGGGUGCCACAGGGCCCUCGGACAACCUUGGCCAAACAGUGCAACGCCUCCAAA
Molecule: messenger RNA, 3150 nt
Organism: Cavia porcellus (domestic guinea pig)
Lineage: Eukaryota; Metazoa; Chordata; Mammalia; Rodentia; Caviidae
Gene: Tnfrsf8
Product: TNF receptor superfamily member 8
Exons: 13
Coding region: 233-1735 (500 amino acids)
Biological process (GO): signal transduction
Molecular function (GO): transmembrane signaling receptor activity; protein binding
Source: RefSeq, a predicted model, not a curated record